Molecule: messenger RNA, 998 nt
Organism: Orbicella faveolata
Lineage: Eukaryota; Metazoa; Cnidaria; Anthozoa; Scleractinia; Merulinidae
Source: RefSeq, a predicted model, not a curated record
GCUUCCUCAAUUAAUCUUUAUUAGGCAUAUUGCGAUAUGACGUCAAUUGGCCGAAGUUGGACACUGAUCGCUCGGUUUUCAAACAAUGAUGACAAAAAUUGGAUGAAGGAUACUGGACACUGGUGGUAUGACAAGAACGACGCUUCUGGGGACACUAGUGAUCCGUCGAUCAACGCUGACAUGAUAUCGCCAGCAUUCUGGGUGGUUGGCGGAAGCAAAUUCAAGAUCACUCGCAGUGACGACCCACGACAUACACCUUUGCUGCGGACCACGGGUAACUGUCUCGGUGGACAGACGUUCCGCUCCAAAGUUACAAGCUAUGGCGACUUCAGAAAUGGCGUAGUCUGGGCCUCAAACCAGUGCUUGGGGACUUGCACUGUACAAUAUGGCGGACAAUAUCGAUCAACUGCCGGCUUUCAACAGGCCACAUGUAGUGGAAGCAUUCAAGGCUCCCAUGCAAUCGGUUUCUGGUGUGACUGGGGUUGGGACGGUUCACUGCUUAUGAUUGGCGGAGGUGGAAAAAGACGCUCACGUGCCGACCACGGGAUUGGGGUAACUGAAGCUAACGAAGCUUCCUUUGUACAUAGUGAUGAAUUUGAUUUCGGUGAUCAAGGAGUAGGUACUCCAAUUCGAGACUACUCUUUGAACCUGUGGAUCCGUUGAUUGGCAAUGAUCGGCAGAUCCUCCAUCACAUCAGUUAUAUGACAUCCACAGAACGAUACCUUUUUAUAAAGGCUGACUUUAAUUUUGGCUAUAUGCUGUUUAGUUAACAUUGCUUUUCAAGAUGUAGAUAUAGUUUACCUUGAGAAGACAAGAACCGAAGAGCGAUUUGAUUGUCGUGAAGCGUGUAACCAACUUACAUGUAGAACAAACACCUCCCAACAGAUGUUAACAACUGCCGAUGCAGCCAUAAAUGGCUUCCUCACGACAUAAAAUGAACUGACGGACGGAUCUCAAACAAAAAAAUUUAAGACGGAAUCCACCAGAAGUUCGAGUAA